CUCAUUCAGCCGACAGCAACCGCUCUACUCCUCUCUGAGUGUCGGUAUCCGUUUUGCAGCAAAAACGUUUCCCGUUACUUGCAACUCCCCAUCCUUCCCUGGUUUUGUUUUCUUCCCCUGUUUGUCCCGAACCCAGCCAUGGCGGCGAGCGCAAAAAGAAAGCAGGAGGAGAAACACCUGAAGAUGCUGAGAGAAAUGACGAGUUUGGCUCCUAACAGAAAGUGCUUUGACUGUGACCAACGCGGCCCAACCUAUGCCAACAUGACGGUGGGGUCUUUCGUGUGUACCUCCUGCUCUGGUAUACUGCGAGGGCUGAACCCACCCCACAGAGUGAAGUCCAUCUCCAUGACGACCUUCACACAACAGGAAGUGGAGUUCCUCCAGAAACAUGGGAAUGAGUCAUGUAAACAGAUAUGGCUUGGACUUUAUGACGACAGAACCUCGUCCAUCCCGGACUUCAGAGAACCCCAGAAGGUCAAGGAGUUCCUCCAGGACAAAUAUGAGAAGAAGCGUUGGUUUGUGCCCCCGGAGCAGGCCAAGGUGGUGGCUUCGGUCCAUGCCUCCAUCUCUGGUUCGUCCGCCAGCAGCACGAGCAGCACCCCCGAGGUCCGUCCCCUCAAAACACUGCUGGGGGAGUCGGCCCCCGCCCUGCACCUCAACAAGAACACGCCCAGUCAGUCCCCGGUUAUCUCCAGCCGAGCGUCCCUCCAGCUGAGCCAGCAGCAGUACUUCCAUGACAAGAAGUUUGACCUCCUCAGUGACCUGGGCGGAGACAUCUUCGCUGCCCCGUCCGCCUCGCAGAAUACCGCAGCCUCAACCGCCAACUUUGCCAACUUUGCACAUUUCAACAGCCACCCAGCUGCUCAGAAUGCAAAUGCAGACUUUGCAGACUUUAGGAGUGUGUCGGUGGGCCCAUCAGCUGCUUUCCCGCCGGCUCCCCAAGCCCACUUUCAGACCUCACACAAAGCGUUCACAUCUCUCUCAUCCAGCCGCAGUGUGGGUGAGUUUGCCACGGCUGGUGCUGUCCUGCCACCCCCGGGUCCUCACAGUAGCACUUCCUCCGGGGCUAAUGCUAGCAAUUUUGCUAAUUUUGACAACUUCCCCAAAUCCUGUAGCGCUGACUUUGGAGGCUUCAGUUCCUUCUGCCAGGGCCAGAGUAACUCCUCCUCCGCCACAGAGGCGCCCAGUGGGCCGGUAGACAGAGACAGCAACGGCACUCACGUCCCUGCCGAUAGAUAUGCAGCUCUGGCUGACCUGGAUAACAUCUUUAGCUCUGCCAAAAUGGAGCAAGGAGGUAGCGUCCCUGGCGGAGUCCCGGGGUCCCUCCCACCUGCGUCCUCCGCAGGGCUGCGUCACCCCCAGAGUCAGCUGACGGGCGUGUCUGCCGCGGACCGCUACGCUGCGCUGGCAGAGCUGGACACGGUGUUCGGCUCGUCCAUCCCUGCCACCAGUGUCUACAGCACUGUCAGCACGUCACAAGGGGGGAUGUUUGGCCCUGUGACGGGAGUCACGUCAGCCCAGCCGCAGCAGUGUAUAUCCAGCAUGCCCCAAGGUUUUGGAGGUCCGUCCACGAACCCCUUUGUGUCUGCCGCGGUCGCCCCUUCGGCCGCCACCACCAACCCCUUUCAGAGCAAUGGGAGAGCCGCUGCUGCUGCCGCCGCCGCAGGCUUGUUGGGCUGUCUACAGCUGCAGGGUAACCCACCAGCCCACUUUGCCACGUUUGGCCCAGGCUCCCUGAGCAUGCCGGCCGGAUUGGGGAACGCUGCUGUCUACAAGCUCCCCACCAGCUUCAGUGGAACCUUCCAGCAGCCCUUCCCUGGCCAGGCCCCUUUCCCCCAGCCUCCAGCCUAUCCCCAGCAACCCAACGGCGGGGGGUUUUCAGCCUAUGGACAGGCCAAGGCUGUGGUGACCCCCUUUGGGCAGGCAGGCCCCCCCCCUGGGGCCUCCAGUAACCCUUUUUUGACCGGCGCUCCGUCAGGACAUUUCCCCGCAGGAAGCUCUUCAACAAACCCUUUCUUAUAGCGCCGCUUCACCACCAGGGGGCGUCAACACUAGGGCUCCACGCGCACCUCUUGCACUGUUUUGUGUCACAAGUAGCUUUUAAAAAAACAAAACAAGAAAACAACACAAUGUUUAUAAAACUGGCGUUUUGUAUUAGGUUUUAAGAACAACGAUGGCCGUUAGGAAAAGUGACAACUGUGACACGGUCCAAGGUGACAAGACAAGGUAAAGGUGUGUAAAGGGGAGUGGUCCCCUCUCAUCCUGUGAACCGGUUCAGUCUCCGCUGAGCCCCAUGUAUAUUCAAACUGAUACUAAGUUAUUGCAAAAUAUUCCUAUUCAUAAUGCUGCAAUUCUGUAUAUAUUUUUUUCUUAGUGGAAAUUAGCUCUUUGUGCAUAUCAGUAUUUGUAUCUUUAACACCAGUUUGUUAAGGCAGAACUGUUACUUGGAAAAGCUGGACUGCAACUGCGAAGAAGAACCCAAAGCGUUUUGUGCGGCGCUGUAUCGGUAGGACUAUUUUUACAGAGAAGAGGAGAACAAGCAUUUCAUCGUUUGUUACAGAAGGGGGGAGGGGGGCGUGUCUCCGGGAAGGGGUGUGGCUUUCACCUGUGCUCUUCGCCUGUGCUCUUCACCUGUGCUCCUCAUCUGACCUGCUGUCCAGGUGGUUUACCACAAUAUAGACUAAAGACCACUGAGUUGGUUGUUACAGAGAUUUAAGUUAAUGUGUGCGUGCAUGCACGUAUAUGAAUGAAUGAAUUUCGACUAAAAAGAUGGACCAAACCAUGUCAUGUUUGUAUUGCUGCACUGUAAAACUCCAUUUACUUAUAUUGAAACAUUUUGUAGAAAUGAUUUAUAUCCUCCUGAGACUCGGCAAGAAUAAUUAAGUGGGGUAAAAAAAAAAAAAAAAACAUUUCUAUUACAAUCAGUCAAAAUAGUGUUAGUGCAUGAUGUCCUACAAAGGACAAUUGUUAUUAAGCUCAUAGUGUGUAAAUUAUUGUAAAUAAUUUCUGCAAUAUUUACCUACAACAAUAAAUGUAAAAUCAAAACCAAAAAAAAAAGUUAAAUAGCUUGACUAUAUAGCUUUGGGAUUUCCAUAAAACUGGUUGCAGACAUUUUUUUUACAGAACCAAAAAUAUAGGUUAUCAAACUGAAACACCAUGUCAUAUCAGUGAGAAGUGUAGGCCCCAAAAUAAAACCAAAAACCUGUGUCCCCUUGAAGUAAAUAUUGCUGGGUCUUGGGAGGUGUUAUAUAGGUGUUGGAGUCUGAAUGUGGAGCAGUUAUUUUUGCUCAGGAUUAUGGCAGCUGGGAUCUCUGGCAAUAAACCAUGGACUGUAAAACUAUCCAGGAAACAGGGUUUCUGUAGGGCACGACAUACCCCGAACAUUUGCAAUGGAAAAGUAAGAUUUGUUUUGCUAUUGGACACAUUUAAGUAGACCCAGACCGUUUCGAAAGCUUUUCCAUGUCGUGCCUACCUACUGAUCAUGUCCCUAGGGCCCAGAGGUCUCUUUCUGGUCAGAAUUUUUGUUCAGGGCAUGUGUCGCUGCCGUUCACACAUGAAGGCGUCUCCACAGCGGUGAUGGCGUGUCUGUGGCUUCUCCGUGUUCUCAUAACGGUGUGUACACCCCUCAGAAAGAAAAUCACAGCGAUGACUAAGAAGUAGCUUCCAUAAAUGAUGAACUGCAAGAAAGAGUGGAGAGGUAUGAUGCUAUGAGGAAGUACACACGCUCCUGGAAACGUUUAGGAUUUUCUCUAUUUUUAGACCUCUACAUAUUUGCUCUUCAUUUAAACAUGAUUGGCAGCUAUAGGUAAUCUAAUUUGACAAAUAACACAAAAAUGACACUUGGUAGGCGAGUUAUUAUUAAAACACAGCUGUAGCCACACCAGCGGGUAUUGCCCCUUGUGGCAGACCAUUUAAUGUUGGCGUUUAACUGUUAUUUUAUUGUCUCUAUUAACUUGAUGUUUCCCAUUUAGCACUUGUUAAGAGCUUGGCAAUUGCAACGGGCUUGUUUGGGAAAAGAAUUAUGAAAAUAUAAGCAGUCACUACUGUUGCUCAGGAUAGGACUGUUUGCUUAAUGACAAAAAUGUAAUUCUUGAGGGGUUUCUGGCAUAUAUGAUUGACUUCAAAUUCCCCUUAGCAUUUCUGUUGGAUAAAGAUGUGAGGCUUUGACAGUCAUCACUUUGUUUUGUUUUUUGCCAUUCUGUUAUGGUUAACUGGAGAGUUUUGGCUCAUUGUCUUGUAUUUUUAGGAUAAGAUUCAUCUUUUGGACACAUGGCCUCACAUUCUACUGCACUAUUUUCCUGUAAAAUGUGGACGUACGGUUGACUGUAGUGGCAAGCUGGCCAGACCUUAAGGCAUUAAAACGGACCCAAAUAACAAUACCUCAUCAUUGUGCCUAACUGUUCAUUAUUGUUGGCAUUUGUGCAGAGCACAAGGUUUUACUACUGUUUUUCACCCGGAUGUUCUCUGGCAAAUUAUGAAAAACAAAAUCAUACCGGCGACUUCUUCCUGAUAUCCCAUGUAGAUGUUUGUGUGGUCACACUGAAUCACACUUUGGUAUUGAUUGAGGCAAGAUAUGCCUGUGCAUUUUUGGCUGUUUCCCUCAGGUUAUUAGACAUUUGUGCUGCUCUUGGGCUGGAUUUGAUGGACAGUCCUCGAUAGUUUGCCUGUGGUCUGGAAUGCUUUCCAUUUAUGGGUUAUUUGUCAUACAGUGUAAUGAUAGAAAUUGUUCCAUUAACCCUCCUAGAGGGAUCAACAACAAAGCCCCAGAGAGAUGUUGGCUUGAUGGGUUAGCAUUCAGUGGCAUGGUUAAGACCAAAUCAGUUUAUUAUCUUUAUGUAAGACUAAACCCUACCUGUUCAUCUCUAACCAUUUUUGAAUAAUUAGUUCACCUGUUUGUUGUGGCGAUAAAGUGAUGUAUUAACCUUUUCUGUGAAAGGUAAUUGCAUUUGUUUCAUUUUAUAAAUGUUUGCUGUGCGAUUCUUCUGUGUUAUCUGUUGAAUAGAUUACCUAUCUGCAAAUUCUGUUGACAAAUGCAGGCGUUAUUGUUGUCCAAGGACAUUUGAACCAUUAACUCACCUGUGGGAUGAUGCCCAAGCCGAGCCCCCUGCCAUCCACCACAACCGACGUGAUAAUAGUCUGAAGGACCAAAGACCCAAAGUUGUUUGCUCCAAAAAUCAGUGCAUAUCUUUCCAUAGACAGUUCAGUAGCAAUUUGGAACCUGUAAGAAUAAGGGGCACAUGUUUUUUCCCCCACCAAAUAUUAAAGGGACAUUAUAUUUAAAAUCUAAUGUCAAGUUCCCAAGUCCAUGACUCACACACUUUGUGUGUAGAAUGUCCAGCUAUAUGCCAUACGUAUGUAUGGAAUAUAUGAACAUGUCACUUUUUUUUUUUUUUUUUUAAAGGGAUGUACUUAGAUCGAGUGUUCGAUUCCUUUAACGAUAUGACCAUCAGAAGUCAAUGUGUUCAUUUGACAUAAGGCAUGCGUCAUGCUUCUAAUGGCAGCAAUUCACAAUUUGACAUGCCCGUAUUUCCACGCACAUGGCUAUGGUGAUGAGCAGCAUGUAGAGGCACUUGAAGACUAUGUAGCCGGCGUAGCAGACCCAGAUGUUUGCUGUGAACGUCAUGGUGAAAAGGGCUGCAGCUCCCAGGCCAGAGAAUGAUCCCAGGGCCAGCUCUCCCCACUGGGCCCAGUCCACCUGGGUGAAGCCAAUGCCAUAAGCGGUUGCUGCACCUGCAAAGAGCACACCCAAUGGUCCGUGCAAUGAACGUUUGACCCAGCGUUACUAUAUAGACUUGUAAUGUCUUUGAAUGUUGAUGAUGAACUCAUGCGCUUGGUGGACAUGUUUAGACUUGGAUUUGAAGUGGUGGUUUACUUGACACAAUAAAGGAAUGUUACUGAGCUCCAUA
This is a messenger RNA of Esox lucius (northern pike), 5906 nucleotides long. RefSeq names its product ArfGAP with FG repeats 1a (gene agfg1a). The transcript is spliced from 15 exons. The record is from RefSeq and is a predicted model, not a curated record. NCBI's taxonomy places the organism in Eukaryota, Metazoa, Chordata, Actinopteri, Esociformes, Esocidae. Bases 139 to 2022 code for a protein of 627 amino acids. Gene Ontology annotation, molecular function: GTPase activator activity.